AUGGCCAUCUCCCUCAUCGGCAUGGCUGGUUAUGCCUUGUUGCUAGGUGCGCAAGGUCCUGGCGCUCGGUAUGCCGGUGUUUUCCUCGCUGCCAUGGGUAUUUAUCCAUGUGUUUCGAAUACCAUUGCGUGGUGUAGCAACAACACAGAAGGCGUCUACAAGAGGGGUGUCACGCUGGGCGUUGUAAUUGGAUGGGGAAAUCUCAACGGUAUCGUCGCCUCUAAUGUCUACCGCGGCGGUGAUGCACCCCAAUUCUACCCCGGCCAUGGCGUGAUGCUUGGAUACCUCGUUGUAUGCUUGUUCGGUGGGUCCCUCAUCCAGUAUCUCCUGCUGAUAGUGGAGAAUCGCAAGCGCAAGCAAGGGAAGCGUGAUCAUUGGAUCGAGGGGUUGAGUCCCGAGCAGCUUGCGCAGCGGGGCGAUGAGCGGCCGGACUUUAUGUAUACGCUGUGA
Molecule: messenger RNA, 450 nt
Organism: Aspergillus chevalieri
Lineage: Eukaryota; Fungi; Ascomycota; Eurotiomycetes; Eurotiales; Aspergillaceae
Exons: 2
Coding region: 1-450 (149 amino acids)
Cellular component (GO): membrane
Molecular function (GO): transmembrane transporter activity
Source: RefSeq, a predicted model, not a curated record